AUGGCUUGCCAGACAACACUUCCCGCCUCGUGGUAUACCAGCAAAGCCAUCUAUGGUCUCGAGAGGCGAGCCAUCUUUCUCAAGAGCUGGAUUCUCCUGGGCGCCGUCACCAAAUGGCCAAACGCCCAAGAAGACUAUCGCUGCGAGUUGGCGCAGGUCAACUACACUAUUCGGCGGUCUUCUGCUGAUUGGAAGACCAUCAAAAUCUUUUCCGACUCUGGUUCGGAGAUACGCAGCUACUUGACGACAGGCGGCCUGCUCUUCAUGACCUUGUCCGACGAGACAGUCAGCUUCCAGGAAUUCUUCCCAGGCCUAGAAGAGCUGAUCAAGGACUGCGACUUUACAGAUCUGCCCCUUCAGCGGCCCCUCAAUUAUGUCGGAAACUACAACUGGAAAACCCUAGUCGAUGGAUACCAGGAAUGCCUUCACUGCGCCUAUGCCCACCCCGAGUUUUCCAAAAAAUACACACCCACCACGUACAAGGUCAUCAACAGACACAACUACUCUCAGCACCUCGCGGGUCCUUGCUCAGCCAACGAUGGUUUGUUUGUUUACCUGUUCCCAAACUCGACCCUGAGCAUCUACGGUGGCGGCAUGACCUCAUGGCGCGUGUGUCCGUUGGAGGAGCCUGGCAACAGCGUCAUGGAGUUUGAUUACUAUCAUCCUGCACCUGCCGGCUCCGAAGAGUUUGAGGAUUAUUACAAGUUCACUCGCCAAGUCGCCUUGGAAGACAUGGAGCUCUGCGAAAAGACGCAGCAGAACCUCAACAUCGGUGUCUACACCGAGGGUAUUCUCAACCCGAACAAGGAGAAUGGUGUAGUCUACUACCAGAGCCGAGUGCUAGAGAUGUGCUCUGCUCAGUUCGAAAAGGACAGGCUCAAGUCCAACGCGCCACCGCCUCAACCUCUGGAGUCUAGCACGGCUCAGGUCGCGGAGAGUUUCCGUGAGGAGGCCCCCAGGCAGACAUUGAAAAAGGCCAAGCAUGAAAAGAGUCGGCAUGGGUGCGUGACUUGUAAAGCAAAGAGGAGGAAGUGCGACGAGCUCAAGCCCUCAUGCUCGCAAUGUCUUCGAAGACGGGUUCCUUGCGGUGGUUAUAGUUUGGAUUUGAUAUGGAAGGAAAUCGAGAAACCCGACCAGACAAGUUACUUUGCACGCAAGACGACCAAAACAAGACAACUCCAGACGGUUCAUUUUCAUCAAACUACAUUAUCCGAUAGACCACAAGAAAGAAUCAAUUCUCCACUCCCAUCGUCGAGAAUAUCCGAGGACCCGGAAUCCAACACGAUGGAGGUUGUGGCUAGCCCAAGACCCCAGGACGACGAUAUCCUCCAAGCGCUCGAUUCUCCCGCUGCUCCCUCUCUCGGCAUAUCAUUCAGUCCGACGGAACAAGUCGCAGACUUUGAUAUGCUCUUCCUGGACCUCAAUGCCAUCGUGGACCCAAAAACAAACAUGACAGAGGAGAGUACCGAAGCCGUGUUGCCCAACUUUCUUGAUCUUGCAUCGGAGAAUCUUGGCGCGUCCGACAUUCUUUCUGAUCAAGACCCGGAUGUGCUGGAUUCUGCCGAAGACUCAUGGAUCUCGGCCCUGAAUCUAGCUGUGAGCCCUUCGCUUCAGCUAAACGGACAUGGCCUCUUCAACCUGUACCGGCAACCAGCAAUCCGAGACAACAGCCCAGAGAGCAUCGCUAUGCUCUAUAACAAUCGUAUAUGCGAAAUCCUCUACAUCAAGGAAGACCCGACCGGGAACCCAUGGCGCAAAGUGGUCUGGCCCCUGGCAAAGGAUCACCCUGCGCUGUACCACGCCAUCGCCGCCAUGACAUGCUUCAAUGGAGCCAAGUGCCUGCCUCGACUACGCGCUGAGGGGGUGAGGCAUUUGGAGAAUAGUAUGGGAAAGCUCUCGGUCGAGGUCAACGGUAGCAUGCGCCUCGAGGUGGCCCUCAUCGUCACGCUUGCUCUGAGCAUCGCCCAGACUUGGUACUACCCUCGCGCAUCUAAUGGCAUCAGCCACAUCAACAAGGCGAAAGACCUUCUUCAGCAAGGCCUCUCUAAGGAUCUCGCGUCACGACCUCUCGAGGGUAAUCUCUGUUUGAGCUUCCUCGCCAACCUCUGGCUCUACAUGGAUGUCCUCACGAGAAUUACCUGCUCCAAUGUCCAGGCUAUGGACUUGGACCUCAUGACUGCUUGCAGCUCGACAAGUCCUUGCCCCGAGCCUCAGGUUGACCCUCUCAUGGGAUGCGCCGGGACACUGUUCCCGUUGAUUGGCCGCGUCGCCGAUCUUGUCCGACGUGUUCGCAAGACGCAGGAUAAACUCAACUCGCCCGUGAUUGUCGCCCGAGCCGUGGAUCUAAUGAUGGCCAUCGAGUGCUGGACUCCCUCCAUGAGCUUGGAGGUCGCAGGGGACGCCGAGUCCUUGACCCCAAAUGCUUCAGACCUGGUGCAGACGGCAAACUCCUACAAAUGGGCCACACUGCUUCUACUAUAUCAGGCAGUACCCGAACUCCCCAUCCGCUUCUCUUUUUCGGAAAUGGCGCGCAAGGUGCUUGUGCUCAUCGCCACAGUUCCACUUCAUUCCCGGGCAGUCAUCUUCCACAUCCUACCCCUCAUGAUAGCCGGUUGCGAGGCAACAGAGGCAGAAGAUAGAGAUUGGAUCCGUGACAGAUGGAAAUCGAUGACCAUUGGAAAUUCAUCUGGGAUCGUGGACAGGUGUUUGGAGUUGACGUUGGAGGUCUGGAGGAGGCGGGACAGUUAUGGGAAGCACCGUCAAUCAUCUGAGGGAUCCAACCACGGAAGGACGGGUAACUCUCUUUUCUCAGCAGGAUCACGGGAUGCUGGAUUGGACUUUGAGCAAGACGCUUCAGGACUCAAGACGGACGCCAGGAACUACACGGUAAAAAGCAGGUUGCAUUGGUUGACCGUAAUGGAAGAAUGGGGCUGGGAAGUAAUGCUGGGCUGA
Fusarium falciforme is the source of this 2952-nucleotide messenger RNA. RefSeq lists its product as hypothetical. Gene Ontology annotation, molecular function: iron ion binding; 2 iron, 2 sulfur cluster binding; DNA-binding transcription factor activity, RNA polymerase II-specific. Lineage: Eukaryota; Fungi; Ascomycota; Sordariomycetes; Hypocreales; Nectriaceae. The transcript is spliced from 9 exons. Gene Ontology annotation, cellular component: nucleus. Bases 1 to 2952 code for a protein of 983 amino acids. The record is from RefSeq and is a predicted model, not a curated record. Gene Ontology annotation, biological process: positive regulation of transcription by RNA polymerase II.